Messenger RNA from Exophiala dermatitidis NIH/UT8656, 2104 nucleotides. RefSeq lists its product as uncharacterized. Gene Ontology annotation, molecular function: phospholipid binding; peptidase inhibitor activity. Lineage: Eukaryota; Fungi; Ascomycota; Eurotiomycetes; Chaetothyriales; Herpotrichiellaceae. The coding region runs from base 827 to 1966 and encodes 379 amino acids. Gene Ontology annotation, biological process: regulation of proteolysis; regulation of Ras protein signal transduction. The record is from RefSeq and is a predicted model, not a curated record. The transcript has 2 exons.
GCAAGCCUCAGCCUUGUCAAGCCAGUGUCGCAGCCAAGCCAAGCCAAACCUUUGCCUCUGUCUGAACCUCCUGACUCAAUCAUCGACUGCAACACACCUUCUUCCUACCUAGGUACCUGUAUCGUUUCAUCUUGGUGAUACUCGACUGCCAGUGGAUGAUCGUCCAUCAGUAACCGCUGAUGUUUUUGUUCAUACCGGCAAAGGAGUCGGACUCAUUCACUCUCCAUCAAGUUCCAUCCCGCCGGAUGAUCCUACUGAAACCGAGACCGCCACAGUAGCAUGAUCAAACUCGGCACGUCUCGCCAAAUAUGAGGAGGUAGUGGCAGAUCUACCCUGGCAUCUCAUGCUCUAGCCUUGUCCAUCCCCGCGGAUCUCAUGUAGGUCUCGACCGUGGCCUUGUUCAAACUCUGAUCUGCUCAGCCAGCUUUUCAGUGGCACUGCAGGGCAUGGCAGUGCAGCUACUUCGGAACUAACCUCUUCCGACGAGGCUGAAGCUCUGAUACUCCUAGCUAUACUACUACAGGUAGGUGUUGCGCAUCUAACAUCGAAGUUUGAUGUCAUGUUCGACUGGGCCCGCCACAUCCCGUAAGUACCUGAGGUCCCUUACUCUACUACAGGCAAUCAAUAGGUUCAGUACCUAAGCAUAUUGUCUUUCCAUUCCUUUCUCUUUGGUGGUAAUUCAUUCACUCUUUGCGCGGCCAACGCAACGUGUACAAUAUCAAACAGAUCAUUCAUUCUGCCUCUGACGACGGCGCACAACCCGACCUUCCAAACGGAACCAACAGUCGUUCCCUAUCCAGCUGACGGUACCUUGAUCGUCAUCGUCAUGAAGACCUCCAACAUGAAGGCCAUCCACUUAAUAUCAGCUCUACUGUCCGCAUGUUCCACAAUCCUCCAUGUUCGAGCACAAUCUGCACCCGGCUUCCCCAUCCAAGUCAAAGCGACCCAGAACCUCCGCGUCGAUUUCCAAUCCAGUAACUUGGACGUCGACCCAGCGGGAGCGCUAUUACAACGAGAAGAUCUCCUCGACCCCCCCACCGUCCAAGGCCCCAAAGGCUCCACCGCCACCCUAACAUUCAUGCUCUUCAUGGUCGACCAAGACGUCGCAACCGACAACUCCAACGGUCGUCAACAACUUCUUCACUUUUUCCAACCAAAUCUAUCCGGCGGCUCCGAAGUCCUCUUCGCCGACCAAGACGCCGACAACUUCACCUCCGUUCCCGCCGCAAGCUAUAUCCCGCCCAGCCCGCCUGCAGGCGACGGGCCACACAGAUAUACUUUGUUGCUAUAUAGUCAACCUCAAGAUUUUCAGGUUCCGAACUCGUUUCAAGACUUUUUUGCAACGAAAAACAGUGUGAGGGUCGGUUGGGAUAUGGCUGGGUUCGCGGAGGCUGCUGGGCUGGGGGAGCCGGUGGCGGCGAAUUGGUUUCGGGUUCAGAAUGGAGAUAGUACUGGUACUACUGGUGCUGUAUCAUCGUCAUCGGCGGCGUCGGCGACCGCCACGGGAGGAGGAGGAGAAGGAGGAGUUGGUACUGCUACUACCGCGUCUACAGUCUCGACAUCGUCUGCGAAACUCACGUUCAGUAUUGUUUCGACAUCUUCGGCAGCAUCGUCAAUGGGCGCAUCAUCAGGUACCGGUGAUGGUGGCACGCCGAGUCUUACUAUUGUGACGCUGAGUCCGACUGCCACUCCCACCAGUGAUGCUGGUUCAGCUUCAUCUGCGAGUGCGACGGGGGCGACAGUCGCAACGACGGACGCGACGUCUCCCUCUGGUGCUGCGACGGGGGCUUCAACUCCGGGCUCCAAUGCCUCAGGCGCUGCUACUGCUGCUGCGAGUUCCAGUUCCAUUUCUGUUGGAACAUCGGCUGCUCCGAGUCUGUCGGUGCUGAGAUGGAGCAAUCUAGGUCUGGUGGCCACUAGCCUGGUAUUGGGCCUUGUUACUGGUGCCGACUUGGUCAUGUGGUGAGCUGCAGCACUGUAUCACCGAUGUACAUUAGACAAACAACAGAAGAAUGGAUUUCCAAAGGUCAGAAAUAGAUAGGUAUAUGUAUAUGUAUAUGUUUGUAUGUACAGUACAUGCAUAAAUGACCAACCAUGCAACUAG